GAAGGAAAAGAAAAAGUGGAAAACGAUGGGGGAGGAAGAAUAACAGCUCAUCCCGAUGGUCAAAGAAGCUCCUGCAAUUCUAAUUUGUUAAAUAUAAACCCUAAACCCUGACUUCGAAUUAGAGCCCCAGUUUCUCUGAACUAUUUAUUGUACAUAGUAAUUCAAUGGGUUCUUCAGAGAUUGAAGUAGUAUCGUCGGACUCAAAGGCGCAACAGAAUCCAAGCGAAUUGCUCGUGAUCGAUGUUUACUCUGCUUCUGCUUACGGGGACCUUGAGAAAUUGAGGAAAUUUGUCGAGGAAAAUGGUGCAUCUCUGUCUACACCCGAUAACAAUGGUUACUACGCUCUUCAAUGGGCCGCUCUUAACAAUUUCGCUGAUAUCGCACAGUAUAUCAUUGAGCACGGGGGGAAGGUCAAUGCGGUGGACAACAUGCAGCAGACGGCUUUACAUUGGGCAGCAGUUAAAGGUUCGGUCGCUGUAGCGGACGUGCUUUUGCAGAAUGGAGCUCGAGUUGAGGCAACUGAUGCAAAUGGAUACCGGCCGGUUCAUGUUGCUGCUCAAUAUGGACAAACAACUUUCUUAAAUCACAUUGUUGCGAAGUAUCAUGCUGACUAUGAUGCUCCUGAUAAUGAAGGGAGGAGUCCACUUCAUUGGGCUGCAUACAAGGGAUUUGCAGAUACAAUCAGAUUACUUCUAUUUAGAAAUGCAUGCCAAAGCAGGCAAGAUAAAGAAGGUUGUACUCCUUUGCACUGGGCUGCUCUUAGAGGAAAUUCAGAGGCUUGCACUGUGCUUGUACACACAGGGACAAAGCAGGAACUAAUGAUGAAAGAUAAAGCUGGAUUUACUCCUAUCCAAACUUGCGUCUGAUAAAGGUCAUCGGCAAAUCGCCCUUCUCCUUUCUAAUGCACAACGAGCUCAUAGCAAUAACUGGGUGCACAAGAUUUGCGCUGGGGGGAUGGGAGAUAUAGGCUACGCUCCAAUCUUAUUUUCUGUUAUUGUCUUUCUUAUGAUCCUCUUCAUCAACUCAAUUAUUGCAGGUGAAAUAGUUAGGUUAUUUA
Molecule: messenger RNA, 1057 nt
Organism: Carica papaya (papaya)
Lineage: Eukaryota; Viridiplantae; Streptophyta; Magnoliopsida; Brassicales; Caricaceae
Source: RefSeq, a predicted model, not a curated record